Molecule: messenger RNA, 6153 nt
Organism: Ceutorhynchus assimilis (cabbage seed weevil)
Lineage: Eukaryota; Metazoa; Arthropoda; Insecta; Coleoptera; Curculionidae
Source: the annotation of a GenBank genome assembly
AUGAAUAAUUUGAUAGUUUCUGUGGUUUUGUGUUCUGUUAUUUCAUGUUUGGGAAGUGUGCUUUGUGUGCCCGAUUUAUUGGCUAGACAACAUGAAGAUGGCAGUGGAAAAUCUUACGAAGAAGCUCAAAAAGCUGCUCAUGGCGAAGCCGGAAAAAAAGCUUAUUCAGCUGAACACGUAAAUGAAAAAGGAGAAAUAGGACAUCACGACAAGGAAAGGCAUCAGAAAGAGUAUGCUGAAGAAGGUGGCAACAAGAAGUCCCACUUUGACGACAAAGGCUACCAUUCCGCCGGACACAAAGAAUCCCACUCAGAAAAAGGUCACCAUUACGCUGAUAAAGGCAGCUACGCGAAAGGUCACGACACCAAAGGCCAUCACAACAUUCACAAGCUUCAGGAAUUUGAAAAAACAAAGCAGAUUUUUGAUGAAGAUCAUGACGAAGCUCACAAAGAGCUGCACGGUGCGUUCGAAGAAGGCAAAACCUUUAAAAAUGGUGGUUUCAAGCAUGGAGGUUACGAUAAAAAGGUGUUUUCUCAGGCCGGAUUUGAGGCCAAAGAAAAAAAUGAAAAAGGUGGACAUAAUGUUGAGGAAGGAGGACAUAAGAAAGGAACUGGAAAGGAGCAAGCGUUCCAUAAUGCUGAAGAGUAUUUGAAGGCAGAAGGUGGGGAAGUGUGGAAGAAGUUUGGAUUUAAUGAAAAACAUAUUUGAAGAUUUUAGAGUUUAUUUUAUCGGCUAUACAGGAUGAUUUACGUAGCCCGUGCAUUACCUUGCAGGUGGAUUAGAUGCUAUCUCUAUUGAUCCACCUGCAAUCCAAUUGAAUUCUAGUGCACGGGCUACGACAAUCACGGUGUAUGUAAGACAAACAUAUUUAUUUAAGAUCUUAAAGUGUUUUGUAAGGCUUGUUAUAUUACUGAUCUGGAGUCUCCAAGACGCUGGAUGAGGAUUCGCUAAAUCUGAGUUGACUGAGUUGGUGGUUAAUACAAUUUUUUUUCAAAAUAAAUAUUUAUUACCUAUACCAUAUUCAUAUAUUUUAUUGCUGCAUUCUCAUUAAUUUUUAUUGAAUUUUAUUAUAAGUAUAACUUUGGGUAUAUUUUAUUUUUGAUUUUAGAAAUCAAAUAAAUUCUAUACCAAAAUAAUAUUACUUGAAUAUACCAAUCAAAAUAAUUCAAUAGGAUAUUUCUCCAUGCAUAGCAUAGCAGGACCUACGUACUUUAAUGAGCUAUAUCUGCUAUCACAGACAUGCGAUCCUCUUUACAUUUCAAAUUUUUUCUUACAAUGAUGAUACCUUUAAAAUAUUGAAAUUUGGUUGAAAUUUACGGGGGCCUAUUAUUUUCAAUGUAAAUUGUGCCUCCUUCUUUGUUAAUUUUUUUUUAGAUAUAUUUUUGUUUUCUGAAAUCAAAAAAUCAUCAACUACUAUUUAUUGUGUUAUGAAGAUUAUUAAAAAAAAUAUUUCAAAAAAUUGUCCUCUACCCUAUUUUGAAUAUAGGAAUGCGAUUUUCACGAGAGAUCUUAGAAUUUUUUUCUUGAUUUAAGUCAUUUUUUAGGGUCACACUCCCUUUAAACCAGGGUUCAAUUAUUAAACUUGAUGUAGACUCCUCCGCCUCAACCCUCGUACACUCUCCUUCCCGAAAUCCGAAUGAGAGGGUUUUUAACUGCGGAAUUCUCUGCACGAAGGGCUUCCAUGAUCAUCUGUAAACCAAGUCAGCAAGGAUAAAAAAUGAAGAAGAGGGAUAAAAAUAAAGGAGAGGAAGAGAUAGUAGUGUUGAAAAUCGAAAGUCACGCUCCAGGUCCAGACAAUUCGAAUCGAAUUCUUAAGGACCACCCAUCCCUCUUCUCCCACUCCAAGUAAUGAAGGAUGAUGAAAUAAGAUGGGUUGACCGGAAAGGAAAGGUAGUAGAAGAAGAGGAGGCACUCUUAAGAUUAGGUGAAGGAAAGAGUAGGUACUUACAGCUCGGGUAACUCGGUAACAUACAAGCGUACAAUUAUUACAUUCUAAUUCAUAAGGUUAUAUAUACUAUACCUAUAGCUUCUAGACACAGCUAGAUUAUGCAAGACGAAUUAUUCUUCUCUGUCAGGUGAUGAAGAGAAUUGAGUGUCAAAUAAAAUAAAUUACUAUUUUCAGAAGUUCGAUUUCACGGUUAGGUACCUAUUCCAUCUUGUAGAUUCUUAAUUUUUCUUGUAUCAUACCUAAUCAUAACGUGAUUUCCUUUGUGAUUUAUGUCUUAUCAGAAUUUCUAACAUGUAAUAAAACCAAAAACCGCUUAUUCUAAUGUUCCUUUAUACAAAAAAGAAAUAAACUUUCAAGAUUUUCUUGAACCUAAAAUAAAUGAAACGAAUUGAAAAUUUAACACUAUAACGUUAUAGUUUGAGAAAUACGUCACGUCAAGUCACCAAGAUAGCAGCUCCCUCACACCAAAAAAAAAAAAAAGAUAUUACAAAUACAAACUAGAAGAGAACACGAUAUCCCUUUUCAUAAUUUUUAUAGCCUCAGUGAACUUGGUUUCCAUCUUUACAUUACCAAUAGUUUUAGAGGCUUGCACCAAUUGCCUUAGUAACUCCUCUAAUCUUCUCAUACACCUCACAAUAGAUCCUUCAAAUAUUUCGGAUGUGUUGCAUAUUUCUGCAAAAGAUGCGCCGUUGCACCAAGAAAGUACUACUUCCAUAAGGUGCGGCUUAAAUUGAUUCACGUAUUCGUCUUCGUCUAUUGGUAAACCCGACUCUAAACUAGCUUUUGCUAUGAGUCGCGCAGAUUCCUGUAAGUCUCGUAGAGGUCCAGAUAAUUCUUCACUAAUCUUGGGAUUUUUCUUUGAGCGUUCAUCACAAACGAAACAGCUUAGAAACGCGGUAGCUUGCUGGGGAGUUAAUCUGUUGAAAAUUCCAUUGAAAAAUACUUCGGUGAUUACCAAUUCAUCCCCGCAGCUUAAUUCACAUGCAACUCUGCCUUUCAAUUGAAUAACAUCCUUAGCCGAACAAUAACCCAACCUCUUCAAUACUUGUUUUCGAGCUUUGAGUUCGUCAAGUUUUUGUAAUAUCUUGCUGGCAGCUAUUUUUUCAGCCGCUUCAUGUAAAGCCACUUCCAAAGUCAUUUUUUUAUGGUAUUUGUUAUAGUCGGCGUACAUACCAUUACUAUUAUGUAGGGGAUGAGCAAAUAACUUGCUUUCCAAAAGUUUAAUUUUCUUGAUAAUAAUCAAAAACUCAGGUUCUUUUAUUCCCAUAGAUUCGACUGGAUCCAAAAUUGAUGGGCCCUCCGGAAAUCGUCUUUCUAUCUCUUUCACUGCCCUCAUCAAAGCUUUCCUGACGGGCAACGGUUUUAUAUCAUCUGGACAGUGCACACGAGCUUCAGAUAGGUGAAUUAUAUCUUGGGAUUCUACAGGUAAUACCUCAAGUGUUGCUCCAUUUCCAGAAGGUAAAAUAAGCAGAACACGCAGCUGAAUGGUGGUACUAGGUUCACUUAUUAUUCUGCCAUCAAUAAUUGUGCUUUUGGCAGUAAAAUGUUUUUUGAAAUUCACCACUAAUCCCCAGUUAUAGUGCACAUUUUCAUGAACAAUCUUCACAAGCCUUCCUGGUUGCAUAAAAGGAAUUAAAUAUUCAGGCUUGUUAAUAAAUGCUUUAUAAUCCUUUGACAGGAGAUCAAGUUCCUUUCUUAUGCCAUAAUAAGUUGUUACCAGGUCCAAAUUUUUGACCUCAAUAGCAUCAAAUUCAUCUUUCUUUUUCUGAUAGUCUUCUUGAAGAGAUGGAAAGUGUGACUGGUACUGGAACUGAUAAAACGAUCUUUUCAACAUAAACUCGGGAUUCAUUUCCUCAAUUCUCAUAAGAUUUAGAAUCAUAUUGUAAGUCAAAUGAAAGGCAGAAUUUAUUGGAUCCGCAGAGCCUUUCAUUAAAUCUCUGAGACUUGCUGGAGAAAUAGCCUCAUCAACCAUCAGGAUUACUAUACCUUGAUCAUCCAAACCUCUUCUUCCGGCUCUUCCUGACAUUUGGAUAUAUUCUGCUGAUGAUAUGAGUCUUCUUUGGUUUCCAUCAAAUUUGUUGAUGCCAGUAAACAACACAGUUCUAGCAGGCAUAUUCAAGCCCAUGGCAAAUGUUUCUGUAGCAAAAAGUGCUUUUAUCAAACCUUCCCCAAAAAGAAUUUCUAUAUUCUCUUUUAAAAUAGGCAAUAAGCCACCAUGAUGAAUUCCGAUGCCCCUAAGCAAGAGAGGGAGCAUGUUUUGGACUUGUGGCAAUUUUUUAUCCUCGUCGGAUAGCACAUCCAUGGCGUUAUCAAAAACUAAUUGUACACAUCGUUUUUCAGCAGGUGUAUUAAAAUCCAUCUUUGUCAGUUGCAUAGCAUACAAUUCACAAUCUUUCUUGCUAAAGCUGAAAACUAUAACAGGAGCAAAACCUCUCUCCAUUAUCAUUUUUACAACUUUGAAAAUUCCAGAUUGAGAGGGGUCUUUGAUAUUACCCCCCUGUCGUCCUCUUUUCUUAUCCUUCACACGAGGAUUAGCAUUUUGUAGUGUAGCCAUUGCAGUACUGAAAUUAUCUUCGUGGAAAGCACCCUUAUCAUCUACGACCAUAUGUAUACCAUUCGCACCUGCAGCAAAUAAGUAAUAUUGCAAAGGUGUAGGUCUGUAGUCAGUAUAAACUACAUGGCAUGGUUGUUUGUAUAAGUAAGCGAUCCAUUCAGCGAAUUGCCUGGCAUUUGGAAUGGUAGCGGACAAAAAAACAAACCGCACAUUGUGAGGUAGUAAUAUAAUUGACUCUUCCCAUACAACUCCUCUUUCUGAAUCACGCAUAUAAUGGAUUUCAUCGAAUAUCACCCAACCUACUUCACGCAUUAUUUCAGAGCCUCUGUAGAGCAUACUUCGGAGAAUCUCUGUUGUCAUGAUAAGACAUGAAGCUUCAGGAUUUAAUGUGACAUCCCCAGUAACUAAUCCUACAUCUUCAAACUGUUCAGAAAAUUCGCGAUACUUUUGGUUAGACAGGGCUUUGAUUGGAGUAGUGUAAAUAAUUUUUUGCUCAUUUUUGAAGGCUUUGGCCACAGCAUAUUCUGCAAUUACAGUUUUUCCAGCAGAAGUAUGAGCCGACACCAAAACUGACUGAUUGUUAUCGACGCAUACAAUAGAUUCAUUUUGAAACGGAUCUAAUGCGAAAGGGUAUUCUUUAAGAGGUGGGCCGUAUCGAGGUUGCAAAGGAAAAUAUUGUUCAUUUGGUGGGCAAGCGACUUCAUGUGUACACGACUCGAGAGUUUUGAGGAUGUGCACUUUUAUAUUACGACGUAGAUCACGGGAACUAUUCUCCUCUGGCUUCGCAACUUCAACGCUUUGGAAGACCUUGUUGUAAUUGACUGUGCUUGGUUGAAUUUCCGCGUUCUGGCCUGUUGAAGGAUUCGUGCUGCAGUUUACCUCUUCAAAGCAAUCAAAUAGGAUUUCGACGCAUUUGGUGGGAUUGGAUACUCUCAUACCAUCCGCUUCCCGUUUGGUUUCUUUUUGAACUGUUUUCUGAUGAUUACUUUCUAAUUGGGAUGUCUUCUGAAUCCCAGUCGUGCUGUAAGCGGCCAUUAUGUAACUUUUUGUGUCGAUUUUAUAGUAAAAUAAUGCUCUCAUUGCUUUCCACUUCUCACUUUCUACUGGUCGUCGGUUCACUUUUUUACAUAAUUCAAAACCACUUCAAAAUAAAGAAAAAGGAGGGUAUUUUUUUGAGGUUAUGAUGAGAAGAGAAACAGAAUAUAAACUGCAUGAAAAAGAGCGGGACAUCACGUCGAUAAAGGAUAAAGUGAAGAAUGCUGUAUUCAUUUGACACCUGAGCACAGCACAAAAGGUUGUCAAGAGAUGGCACCACUCCUAACUACAGUUUACAGUGACUCUAUUACCCACAGUGGCGACAAUUGACGUUUUCAAUUAAAAGAGAUGGACCAUAAGUAUGAAAACAUUCAUUUUCCCGCCAAAAUUUGCUUGCUUGUCAAUGUCAAUGUGUAUUGGGUGUUUAGCAAUCCCCUCAUUUUUAUUCGAAUCGGUGACUUCACCAAUGAGUUAGCUAUCUUUGUUAAGUGAAUGGAAAAUGACAAUGACCUACAUAGAAUGAUGGAUCCAUCGGUAAAAUUUGAUAAUAAAAACGCAGGGUUUGAAAUUGGGAAUAAAAUGUGGGAAAAGUCACUGCUUCAUUCGUAGAACUUCG